This is a messenger RNA of Cottoperca gobio, 3175 nucleotides long. It is a transcript of the gene mertka, whose product is annotated as c-mer proto-oncogene tyrosine kinase a. The record is from RefSeq and is a predicted model, not a curated record. Gene Ontology annotation, cellular component: signaling receptor complex; plasma membrane. NCBI's taxonomy places the organism in Eukaryota, Metazoa, Chordata, Actinopteri, Perciformes, Bovichtidae. The transcript has 19 exons. Gene Ontology annotation, molecular function: transmembrane receptor protein tyrosine kinase activity; ATP binding; protein binding. Bases 1 to 2823 code for a protein of 940 amino acids. Gene Ontology annotation, biological process: protein phosphorylation; positive regulation of kinase activity; multicellular organism development.
AUGGCAGAGAAGUCAACUCCAGGCUGGUUAGGUGUUUUUCUCUCUGCAACGACCAUAGCCAUUAUUGUGGGGAGUCCGGUCAGCGAUCAGCACUCCAGGGGCCGGUUCAACCGUCCCACCAGGACCUCCGAGCUUCUUGUGAUACCAGGUCGUGUUUCAAGGGUUUAUCUGAGCCAGGAUCAACUCAGACGGCUUCACUUCAAGCCCACCAUACGCACCAUCCAGCUGUCAGAGGGCCAUGAGACUAAAUUCAACUGUUCCAUCAACAUCCCGGACGCCAGGCUGGAGCCCACCAUCUUCUGGGUGAAGAAUGGCCAGGAACUGGCAGCAAACAUGCAGGUGGUGAUCAACGAGCUCCAGACCAUCACAGACGGGGUCACCACUCUCGUCUCUACUGUCAGCAUUAUCCAUGUGCAGCGAGCGGAUGCUGGGGAGUAUCGCUGCAGGCUGAGUAUCAGCACCAGGAUGGUAGAGUCUCAGCCGAUCACCCUCGAGGUGGAAGGUCUACCAACAUUUAUCUAUCAACCAGAGGACAGGAAUGUAACAAGAAACAAAGCUUUCGCGCUGUCAUGUGAGGCGGUCGGACCUCCAGACCCUGUUCAAAUCCGCUGGCUCCGUGACGGGUUACCUGAUAGUGACUUUCAUAACUCACCGAGCAGCUACUCUGUGUCAGGUGUGGAAAAGUUCACUCAGUUCAGCUGCGAAGCUUACAACUCCAAGGGUGUCACCACCUCCAGAGAAGCAAAUAUCAACAUCAAAGUGCUUCCCGGCCCUGUGUCUAAUGUCACGGUGACGGAGAGGCAGUCCAAUAAGUUGAUGUUGAGCUGGAGCCUCGGACAUGAUGGUUUCUCUCCACUAACUAAAUGCCACAUCAGGGUUAAAGAGGUGAGUCGGAGGAAAGGCGAGGUGAUGACCACCAGGUUCAUCAACGCCACAGUGCCGCCUGUCCAGUGCGAAGUCCCCGGGCUGCAGGCUAUGACGUGGUACAACCUGAGUGUUUCCUGUAGCAAUGAGGUGGGAGCCUCUCCUGUUACCAUGUGGAUCCAGAGCAACACCACAGAGGGAGUGCCAUCAGUUUAUCCCCGAAAUGUCACAGCACAGCUGAAUGAGUCGUGGCUGGUGGUCAGGUGGAAACCUCCCCCAGAUGAUAAGAUAAAUGGCAUCCUGCGCGGUUAUGAUGUUAUUGUCAGACAUGGCACACAAGUGAAUAAGAUCCACAGUGACACUACAAUGGUCUUUGUAGAUGUGCAGGAAUUCAACACAACCUACAGUGUGGAGGUGGCUGCAUGCACACAGGCAGGGAGCGGCAUGGUCAGCCCACGAGUCUGGCUGUUUGUGCCAGAGGACAAAUCGGGGGUGUCCCCGUCGUCCAGCCCUGACAUCAGGUCUCCAGACUCUGUCCAUGUUGUGCUGGCCGUGGUGUGUGGCGUCUGUCUUCUGCUGCUUAUGCUCUGGGGGGCUAUCUGUGCACACAACAGGACUUCUGACUCUUGCUUUGGGCGGGUGUGUGGAAGUGGAGAAAAGCUGCUGCCGUUUGUGCAGUACACCCCCCAGAGAUCCUACAAUCGAUCAGCCAUAGGAAUCACACUGGGAAGCCUUGGCGUUAGUGAUGAACUCCAGACCAAACUUCAGGACAUGAUGGUCACGAGGAACUUGCUCUCUAUAGGGAAGAUUCUUGGAGAGGGUGAAUUUGGCUCCGUGGUGGAGGGACAUUUACAACAACCAGACGGGACAUCUGAAAAAGUUGCUGUGAAGACGAUGAAACUGGACAGCUUCUCUCAAAGGGAGAUUGAAGAGUUCCUGAAUGAGGCGGCCUGCAUGAAAGAUUUCAACCAUCUUAAUGUCAUCAGACUGCUCGGUGUGUGCUUGGAAGUAGGCGCAGGACAUUUUCCCAAGCCCAUGGUCAUCCUGCCUUUCAUGAAAUAUGGAGAUCUUCAUAGCUUCCUGUUGCGCUCACGCCUGGGAGAGAGUCCAGUGUUCUUGCCCACUCAGACACUCCUGAAGUUCAUGGUUGACAUUGCUUUGGGUAUGGAGUAUCUUAGUGGUCGUAACUUUCUGCAUCGUGACCUGGCGGCUCGCAACUGCAUGCUGCGUGAUGACAUGACGGUGUGUGUAGCAGACUUCGGGUUAUCUAAGAAGAUCUACAGUGGAGAUUAUUACAGGCAGGGCAGAAUAGCCAAAAUGCCUGUAAAAUGGAUUGCAGUGGAGAGUCUGGCAGACAGAGUUUUUACUGUAAAGAGUGAUGUGUGGGCAUUUGGUGUCACCAUGUGGGAGAUUGCUACACGAGGCAUGACGCCGUACCCUGGCAUCCAGAACCAUGAAAUUUAUGACUACCUUCUUGAAGGACAGAGACUGAAGCAGCCAGGAGACUGUUUGGAUGAGCUGUAUGAGAUCAUGUACAGCUGCUGGAGGACCGAUCCGCUAGACCGACCUUUCUUUCCCCAAAUGCGAGAAAUGUUGGAAAAGCUCACAGAAAAGCUCCCGGAGUCUUUCAGCAAGGACGAUAUCAUCUAUAUUAACACCAGCUUUCCAGAAGAGGACCCAUAUGGAGAAACGCUGGCACCUGCACAACAUCCUCUGUUCAACUCGUCACCUUCCUGCAGCCAUCAGGCGGCAGAAAAUUCAGUAGUUACUGCAGACAUUCACGGGAGCCUGGAGGAUGAGGACAGUGAGGACUGUGAUCGUUAUGUGGUGGUGAUAUCCUCUGAUCGCUCCUUGAGACCUCCUGCAGUGCACACUGCUCUUUUGUCAAGUGAUGCUCCAAGUCCAGCCAAUGUGAGGGCUAUGGAUCACAGCUCAAGUGACUCUUCGUUCCUGCUGUAAAGAUUGGUACCCAGCAGAUCAAAACUCUCAACAUGGUGCAUCAGUGCUUAACAGUCUGCCUCAUUGCACAGGAAGCACCUGGACAUUUCCUGACUUUCUUUAGUAUUGUUAUAUGUCAGUGUUAGGAAUGUUGUCUAUGUGUGUCUACAUCAAACAUGUUCAUGAACAUGUUCCAUAAGCUUAAGGUGCACUGAACUGUGAAGUUGUUAACUGCAUUACAUUUUGUGUUGCAAUGUAAAUAUAGAAAUGUACAGAACAUUUUUGAAAGUGAUCUUAUACACUGUAAAAAAACAAAUACAUGAUAUCUUUAAGAAUUUAUUAAAAUGAGAUACAUUUUGCCAAGAUUCCCUCA